UACUUACAUUACAUUAUUUCCGAUAGAAACAUAUGGCUAUAAGGUCCUUCCCAUUGUCGUUUGCUAGUUAACCUCAAUUCUUCUUUCAUAAAAUUCUUCAUACGUAGACACAUAUAAUAUAUAUUACCUCUUUGGGUUUAUGCGACAGUUGUAGAUGAUCAAUGUUGGAAGGAUGGUAUUGUCGUUCUAUCGCAAACAACAAUGCAGAUGCAGAGGAAGAUGACGAGGAAAGCCCAGAAGAGGAAGUACCCAAUUACAAGGAUCAGUAUCGAAAUCUUAAGAGAAAAUUAAAAUUUCUUAUUUAUGAAAAUGAAUGUUUUCAAGAAGCUUUAAGAUCCACUCAAAGAAAGUUACUUAAAGUAAACAGGGACAAAAGUUUCUUAUUGGACAGAUUGUUGCAAUACGAAAAGGUAGACACGUCAUUUAGCGAAAGCGAUGAAACUGAAUCGUCCGACGAGGAAGUUGCUAGGCUUGAUACGUCCAAGAGAAAAAAGAUAGAAAUGAGUGUUGGUAAUCAUAUUUCGCAUCAUCCGUCUACAGUUACAAAACCUCUUAAUACGAGCAAAAAGAAAAAAGCUGCGCCAAAAGUAACGAAAACGAACAGCAUACCCACGGUACAAGCGUCCAACAAUAUGGUACCAAUGUCUUUAAUGUCGGAUGGACAUAUGACACCGGAGGAAGUAGAAAGGCAUUUGGAAUCUCGUCAAACGUUUAUAGAACUUGUUCCAGAAAAAGCACCACCUACGGUUCCAACAGAAAUGUUUAGCAAUGAUCCUUCGCUGGAUAGUGAAUCCAAUGAAAUCGGCGAAUUAGAAACGUCUCCCAGUAAUAUGGGCGAAGAUUGUCUCAGCAUGGACAUGAUGGCUGAGUGACAUCAAUUCAGUCAUAGAUUAUUAAUCAAUUAUAAAUUGCACAUAAUUGCAUGUUUCGUUAAUAUUAAUAUUUUAUUCAAUUAACUUAUCUGUGUAUUCGUCGUGUGUAGCAUAAUAAAAUUUUUUAUACAUAUGAAAAA
Messenger RNA from Vespa mandarinia (Asian giant hornet), 1012 nucleotides. RefSeq lists its product as uncharacterized. NCBI's taxonomy places the organism in Eukaryota, Metazoa, Arthropoda, Insecta, Hymenoptera, Vespidae. The record is from RefSeq and is a predicted model, not a curated record. Gene Ontology annotation, biological process: chromatin remodeling. Gene Ontology annotation, cellular component: Ino80 complex; nucleus.